UUGGUAGCCGUAAAGCGGGCCGGACUGCCAUGCGGAGGCCCGGGGUCUCGCCCCGCGGAUGGCCCUUUACUGGUAGCUUUGCAGAAAGGAGGUUACCAGUCAAGAGGCACAACACUCCCGUCGUUGACAGAGUCAAGGAACCAGGGUCCCUGGUUCUAGUCCUCUCUCUUGAAUGGGCGUCGCAGGCCCUAGCCCGCCCCACCUUUUUUUAAACCAGGGCUUCAGUUUCCCAUCUGUGAAAUAAAGGAGAGUUGAAUCUGCCAAGCGAUCAUAUUCCAGAACUGUAAUGGGGUGCAGAGGAGGAGGAAAUGGGGGACCUGCACGUGAAAGCCCCGCGUGGGACCCCGCCUAUCCGUGGUCCACGGGAUGGAAGCGCCCAGAGGACAGAAAGGAGUGGGCGGAUCCUAACAACCGAACCUGGUCGCCCUAGGCAGCAUGCUAAGGCGGAGCAUGGGGCGUGGCAGCUGGCUAACCCUGGCGACGGCACGGAAGAAAGAUGGGGGUCGCCACCCGGGCUUAUCAGGGGGCCUCCAUGAAGGCGAGGGCCGGGCAGAGACUCCUCCUGUGACCCGGGGCGCAUUUGGGGAGGAUGGACAAGAGGACCGGAGACAGCUACCGGAGGCUCCCUCUCAGCGGCAGGUGCGCGGAGGCGCUGGUCGCGGGUCCUGAGAGCCUCUGUCGACAGUAGCGUCAGCACAAAGUUUGUCUGGGGCCAUGAAGAGCGCGCGGGCCGCCGGGCCCAAGGCCGCAGUCGGGGCUGGCGGCGUCCUACCGCGCUGAAGGCGUGAGGCCGAAAGGGGCGCUGGCGGUCAGAGCGCACAGCCAUGGCGCGAGAAGAGUGCAAGGCGCUGCUGGACGCGCUCAACAAGGCGACCGCAUGCUACCACCACCUGGUGCUGACCGUCGGCGGCUCGGCGGACUCGCAGAACCUGCGUGAGGAGCUGCAGAAGACGCGCCAGAAGGCUCAGGAGCUGGCAGAGGCCAUCCGCGCCCCGCUGACUGCCGCCCUGCGCGAUCGGGGCCUGGGUGCCGAAGAGCGCGCCGAGUUCGAGCGCCUCUGGGUGGCCUUCUCCGGCUGCCUGGACCUGCUGGAAGCCGACAUGCGGCGCGCGCUGGCGCUGGGCGCCGCUUUCCAGCUGCGUGCGCCGCGGAGGCCGCUUGUGCGCACCGGGGUGGCAGGCUGCGGGACGGGCAUAGCAGCGCGCGCCCUGAGCGCCCGCAGCCUACGGCACGAGGCGAACAGCGACUUCGACGUGAACGACCAGCUCGAGCUAGAGCGGGAGAUCCUUCAGGUGGAGGAGAUGAUUCACGACAUGGAGAUGAAGGUCAACGUGCCCCGCUGGACUGUGCAAGCCCGGCAGGCUGCGGGAGCCGAACUCUUGUCCAGUGGCAGCGCCGGCGCCUCCUCCGUGGGCGGCGUGUCCACGGAGGAACGUGCGCGGCCCUGUGACCCGAGCAAGGCUCUGGCCGCCACCGUUUUCAGCGCCGUGCUGCUGGCGGCUGUGGCCCUGGCCGUCUGCGUAGCGAAGCUGAGCUGAUCGACACCUGACGGAUCCCGCUACCACCAUUGUCACCCGGGACACCCCUUCUGGGAGGAACCCAACCGCCAAGACUUUGGAAUGGGAGGGGGAUCUGGCAUGUUUAAGGGGAGCGGUUCGAAAUCCCUAGGCGCAUUUAUAUAUAUACACGCGCGUUUCAAGCACACAUCUGCCUGGACAAAACCUGGUUUCCUCUUGCUGGCCUAGGAGGAGUUAAUUUUGCAGGGGCCACCAGGGCAUUAGCGCUAAUGUAUGCAGAGUUUUAUCCCCUAUUAAUAGACAAUCGCGCACAGUGACAGUCCCCAGAUUCCUCCGAGUUAAUGGUUUCCCGAGCUGCUGGGGUGUAUUUACACUGAAUCAAGCUUGCAGCCCCCACCCGUCAGCGAUUCCCAAUCUCUGCGUGGGGCAGUUUAAAAAGGAGGUGAAGUGAAAUGAAGGAGAGGGGAGCUGUUUUGCUCUGUGUGGCUGGUGGUUUUGUUUCCUGGACAAGCAACGCAAGAAGAUGUAAGCAGUUUUUAUCACCUUUAUCAUUUGGGGCCUAAAUUUAGGAGCAUAUGCAAAUAGAAGUUCGUGCAAAGUGCUUUCUCUUUGACGAACGAUUUUGCUUCUUGGCACAUAGCCACCAAAAGCAGAUAGAAGAGGUCUAGAGUCAUAACUUCUUUCCGCCCCCCUCCCCCCAAAAA
This is a messenger RNA of Manis pentadactyla (Chinese pangolin), 2221 nucleotides long. RefSeq names its product regulator of G protein signaling 9 binding protein (gene RGS9BP). Gene Ontology annotation, cellular component: neuron projection; photoreceptor outer segment. Gene Ontology annotation, biological process: G protein-coupled receptor signaling pathway; detection of light stimulus involved in visual perception. The coding region runs from base 825 to 1538 and encodes 237 amino acids. Lineage: Eukaryota; Metazoa; Chordata; Mammalia; Pholidota; Manidae. The transcript has a single exon. The record is from RefSeq and is a predicted model, not a curated record.